Messenger RNA from Cololabis saira (Pacific saury), 3101 nucleotides. RefSeq names its product Rho family GTPase 1b (gene rnd1b). The record is from RefSeq and is a predicted model, not a curated record. The transcript is spliced from 5 exons. Gene Ontology annotation, molecular function: GTPase activity; GTP binding. Lineage: Eukaryota; Metazoa; Chordata; Actinopteri; Beloniformes; Belonidae. Bases 105 to 803 code for a protein of 232 amino acids. Gene Ontology annotation, biological process: small GTPase-mediated signal transduction.
UCCGACAGGCAUCCACGGGGACGCUUUAUCACAGUGGGGACAGUUUUUCACGGCUUGUUUCUGAUAUUUUCUGAGGAGAAAAACCCUGGACCGCUUUUCACACCAUGAAGGAAAGGAGAAACGCGCAGCCGCUGGUGGUGAGAUGUAAACUGGUUCUUGUGGGAGAUGUUCAAUGCGGAAAAACGGCGAUGUUGCAAGUCCUGGCGAAGGAUUGUUACCCAGAGACCUACGUGCCCACGGUGUUUGAAAACUACACAGCCUGUCUGGAGCUGGAGGAGCAGCGGGUGGAGCUCAGUCUGUGGGACACCUCAGGUUCUCCAUACUAUGAUAAUGUGAGACCCUUGUGCUACAGUGACUCAGACGCAGUCUUGCUGUGUUUUGACAUCAGCCGCCCCGACACUGUGGACAGCAGUCUUAAAAAGUGGAAGACUGAGAUCCUGGACUUCUGCCCGAGCACACGUAUCCUGCUCAUUGGCUGCAAGACUGACCUGCGCACAGAUGUCUGCACACUGAUGGAGCUGUCCAAUCAGAAACAGACUCCAAUGACCUACGAGCAGGGCUCUGCUAUGGCCAAGCAGCUGGGUGCAGAGGCUUAUCUCGAGUGCUCAGCAUUCACCUCAGAGAAAAGCAUCCACAGUGUAUUCCGCACAGCAGCGAUGGCCUGCAUCAACAAGCUGCAACCACUCCCAAAGCCCAGCCCCACCCGCCGCCUCUCCAAAAGACUUCUGCACCUGCCUAGCAAGUCGGAUUUGCUCUCCUCCAAUUUCAAGAAGGAGAAGGCCAAGAGCUGCUCAGUCAUGUGAGUGGAGACCUCUUGGGUCACAGUCCUUAUAUGCGACUCCCGGCCCCAGCCUCGUUGGUCUUGGGGAAGGGGGGUGGGCACGAUGGUUUUAUCAGGGUUUUUCCUGCUGAAUCCUUCCCUCACCCCCCCAGGAAACCAAACACUCCUCAGAAGAGGUGGACACUUCGCUGUCCACUUGCUCCUGAACCUCUUAGCGCACAUCCAUCUUUCUUUUCCACCGUUUAUUUUGCUUUUGAACAAAACAGUAAUCAGUCAAGGUUUGAUCAUCCAGCUAUCAUUUUGUUUCAACUGUAAACAGUAUGCAAAUACAACGGUGUUACAUCUGUCUGAUUUUACUAUCUAUAGGCACAUGUUGAUUUUGUCCAAUAUGGAAAUGUGCAACGUGUGACGUUUUAUCUUGUGAUGUAAAUGCAGCUGAGACAACUCAAUGGAUAUUUUUCUAAGUACGUAAAUAAAUCUAGCAUGAAACCAUCAGGAACAAGCAAAAUCCUGUACAUCCCUCUCAGUAUGGUGUGUGAGAUCUGAAAUAGCGUGUCACGGGUUUCCCUUUUCGAUGAAAGUACAGACAUGUACUGGGACAAACCAUAGAGAGAGCUAUUACAGAAGGCUGUUGUUGAGCGCAGGGAUAAGAGCCGUAAACGCAGACAAUAGUCUAGACUGCAUCAACCUGGAUGAAUUGUUGAUGUACGGUUGUGUCGCUCUGGACGGCACAGCUCUACAGGCUCUUCGGAGAACUGAGUGGAGGACUCUGAAGAUUAUCUGUGUAUGCAAAUUAACUGCAGACAUGUAGACACAACUUAGAAACAGACGUUUAACCAGGUUGUUGAUGGCUCAGCUGUUGCUAUUACUAGUACCAAAACACACACAUUUUAAUAGAAGGUAAAAAAAAAGAGGUGUUUUUGUUGCGACCAGCAGCAUGAACACAAAUGAUUCAAGCCGUCUCGCUGUAGUGGAGCAUUAUUUACAAAGCUGUGCCUGGUUACUGAGAUCACCUGAAAUGUUCGAAGGCAUAUUCAAAAAUGUGAAAUUGCUUCCGAGAGACCAGUGAUGUGAAAAAUCUGAUAUGCAUUUUCAAAUAGUCUUUGGAAAAUAUUUGUAGCAUUGCAUUGUUGGCGGUUUUUUCGGCAGUUGUCAAAUCAUAUGCAAUCUUGAAAAAUGCCUUUCGUAUAAUUUUUCCCAGAGGUCGCUGAGAUUUGUUUUGAAAACUGAAUACUUGCAUUUACCCAAUGUAGCACUCCCGAUGUGACCAUAUUCUUCCGAGAUGAUUCGUUUUUGUUUUGCACACACGUUUCAGUCUAUUGACCUCUGAAAAGCAGCACUUACUGUAGGUUACAAUGACUAUGGAGCGUAGGGCAUCGGAUGCUUUUACUGAGCUUAAGUCUUUGAUUUCAUGGUCAUGUGUGUGUGCAGAAUAGAUUUCUGCAAUUCUGACCAUAAAGCAAUCAUGAUUUAGGUGCUUGUGAUGCAAGGUGACCUGUGUGGCAAUAAAGAUGCAGCUUUGCGAUUACUUUGAUGCCUCAGUGCUCCGUGGACCGACAUGUUAGACUGAAACCAUCUUUGGUGUACAAAUAGGUUGCUGAUCCUCUAUAGGUACAUACUAAUUUGGAGAAUUGUCAGUAACAACAUUGUAUUUUGAAACAUAUUAGAGUAUGGUUAUAAGAAAUAUGCUUCUUUAGGUUGAAAAAUGCUAGCCUUCUCUGCUGAUUCUAUAUUAUCUUAAUAAGAAAUAUUGAGACAGAGAGAUUAAUUUGAGUUGUUUGAGUGAGUUGACAACAACAAGCUUUUAAAAUUGGGAAUACCCUUAAAAAGUCAAACAAUUAUUAAUUAAGGGCUAAAGUGUAGGGAAACAAAAGGAUGCAGGACUGAGAAGAGCAAGUAAUCAAACUGCACAGGCUGGCCCUGUCCAAAGAAAGCUAUUUUUCCAUUCUUCUUUUGUGUGUGUUAAUUUUUGUGUAUUUAAUAGCAUGAUGUGAGAGGGCAUGUUAUGGUGGAGAUAUCCUCCCGACAUGGUUAUUGUGUCUUAACGCAGCUGUGGACUGCCCCCGCUAGUUGGAGGAACUUAAAGUGGUGUAUUUGCACAAAGGCUUCCAGUUCAUGGUAACACACCAAAAUUCCUCGGCAUUGCCUAGCAACAGAGCAGAAAACAGGCUCCAGCUCUUGGGUUUGUCGUGUGGAUAGAUAGGUUUAUCUCACAAGCAGACAUCUCUACAUUCAUUACAUUGACACAUUUAUUUCCAAGCUUGUUAAAACAUUAAUUUUAUUUUUAUUUUCUUCUAAUUUUAUUUUUCGGGGGGGGGGG